Molecule: messenger RNA, 1434 nt
Organism: Lactuca sativa (garden lettuce)
Lineage: Eukaryota; Viridiplantae; Streptophyta; Magnoliopsida; Asterales; Asteraceae
Source: RefSeq, a predicted model, not a curated record
AUGCAGUUCUUGAGUGGUCUUGAUGACUCUUUUAAUCAAGUAAAAAGUCAUAUUCUUCUAAUGGAUCCUCUUCCUAAUGUUAAAACAACUUUUUCAAUUGUCUCUAGAGAGGAAUCUCAUCAUAAGAAUGGGGCUUUAACUUCUGUUUCUAAUGUGUCUAAAACUCAAUCAUCUGCUUUUAAUAGUAUAUUUAAUGAUAGAAAAGGUCAAAUUCAAAAUUCUAAUAAAGGAACAAAUCAAAAUUUACAGUGUAAAAACUGUGGUCUUAAGGGACAUCUUUUUGAAAGGUGUUAUAAACUAAUUGGUUAUCCGAAAGAUUUUAAGCCUAGGAUUGAGUCUAAUAGUGGAUACCAAAGAAAUCAGAAUAAAACAUUUUCUGUAAAUUCCUCUUCUGUCCCUUCUAGUAGUCCUUCCUCUUCUAAUGCUUCUGGAAAUGGUGGAACUUAUUCUUUCACAAGUAAGCAGUAUAAUAAACUCUUAAUUCUUAUUAAUGAAAGGCCUUCUGCAUCUGAGGAUACUUCUGUCAGUGCCAAUAUGGCAGGUGCUAAUAAACACAUGACCUCAUUUGAGUCUCUUUUGCAAGAUACUAUUGAUGUCUCUAAAUUAAACCUUCUUGUAAAUCAUCCGAAUGGUUCUUCUGCUAAGAUUAAAAAAAUUGGAAACUUGCAGUUUUCUGAAAACUUAACACUUUUUGAUGUAUUUGUUGUUCCUGAUUUUAAUGUCAAUAUUCUUUCUGUUCACAAAUUAUGUAAGGACACAAAUUGUGAAGUUGUGUUUAAUGAAAAUUGUAGUAAAGUUCAGGGUUUACAAUCAAAGAAGGUUGUGGAGAAUGGUAGAGACUCUGGGGGAUUGUAUUAUCUUGAUGCUUUUCCCUCAGAUAAUAACUUUGGUGGGAGAAUAGAAAGAGAAAAGAGAGUACCCUUUUUAGUCUUCAUAUGGAGAGAAGAAUGGAGAAGGAAACGGAAAGCAGAACACGAUGGAAAUCAGAUGUUUUUAAUCUCAGGUCAUUCUCCUUAUGAAGUUGUUUUUAAGAAGUUACCUGUUUUUGAUCACUUAAGAGUCUUUGGUUGUCUCUGUUUUGCCACUAAACUUAAUAAUCAUGAUAAGCUUUCUGAACGUGCUGAAAAAUGUGUUUUACUAGGUUAUUCUUCUGAGAAAAAAGGUUAUAAGCUGUUAAGUCUUGAUACAAAUUCUGUUUUUGUCUCCAGGGAUGUGAAGUUUUAUGAAUUAGUUUUUUCAUUUAAGCUAAAAUCACCAACUGUUGAUAAUCAGUUUGAUUUUAAUAACUCAGUAGACCCUUUUUCCUAUGAUGAUCAACUUAAUUCUGAAUAUGUGAAUGAUUUGAUUGAUUUAAAUGACCUGAGUGUUAACCAUCAGAUGGAUGAUUCUAAUGCAGCUCAGAAUCUGGAUGAAACUUUUUUGAUACUACAUUAG